Molecule: messenger RNA, 1762 nt
Organism: Talpa occidentalis (Iberian mole)
Lineage: Eukaryota; Metazoa; Chordata; Mammalia; Eulipotyphla; Talpidae
Gene: IGFBPL1
Product: insulin like growth factor binding protein like 1
Exons: 5
Coding region: 1-825 (274 amino acids)
Biological process (GO): regulation of cell growth; regulation of signal transduction
Cellular component (GO): extracellular region
Molecular function (GO): insulin-like growth factor binding
Source: RefSeq, a predicted model, not a curated record
AUGCCACGCUCGCCCUUGCUCUUCCCGCUAUUGCUUCUCCUGCUGCCGCCGCUGGCCCCGGGCUUCGGGCUUCGCGGCACCGGUGACCGCCGGCCCGAGUGCGGCCAGUGCCGGCCGGAGCUCUGCCCGGCGCCCGCGCGCUGCCCGGAGCCCUGGAUCGCCGCGCGCGACGAGUGCGGCUGCUGCGCGCGCUGCCUGGGCGCUGAGGGCGCGAGCUGCGGGGGCCGGGCGGGCGCUCGCUGUGGCCCCGGGCUGGUGUGCGCGAGCCGCGCCGCGGGGACGGCACCGGAGGGCACCGGGGUCUGCGUGUGCGCGCAGCGCGGCGCCGUCUGCGGCUCCGACGGCCGCUCCUACCCCAGCGUCUGUGCGCUGCGCCUGCGCGCCCGGCACGCGCUCCGCGCGCACCUGGGCCACCUGCACAAGGCGCACGAUGGCCCCUGCGAAUUUGCUCCUGUGGUUGUCAUUCCACCCCGGAGUGUUCACAAUGUCACCGGUGCACAAGUGUAUCUGUCCUGUGAGGUGAGGGCUGUGCCUAGUCCUGUCAUCACAUGGAGGAAGGUCACCCAGUCUCCUGAGGGUACCCAGGUGCUGGAAGACUUGCCUGGGGACCAUGUCAAUAUAGCUGUCCAGGUGCGGGGGGGCCCUUCAGACCACGAGACCACAGCCUGGAUUUUGAUCAACCCCCUGAGAAAGGAAGAUGAGGGGGUGUACCAGUGCCAUUCAGCCAACAUGCUUGGGGAGGCCCAGUCCCAUGGCACGGUGACCGUUACAGAGCCCAGCAGAUACCAGGCGCCCCGCCUGCCAGCUCUGGAGGACCGCCUGUGAUGCAGGUCUUAGAAACACCGGUCACGGGAUGGCAGGAAAGACAAGUUACGGAUCAUUUUGCCUCAUGAAAAAUCAGAACUGUGUUUGUAGACGACCCCUUUUGUAUGUUUUUUAAAAUUAGAUACAAACUAGAUUUGUAUGCAGGUGUAGUUUCUAGCAGGACAUGUGCAUGUACUUUUUUAUACUUUUGAAAUGCAUUGCUCUGUAAAGUUCUUUUUCAAACUGUCCUCUCCCAGAGGAGCUCCCAUUCUGGUAUAUUUAUAAUUCUAAAGGGCUUGAGGGGCACAUGUUAACUGUGGCUCUUCACCUCAUGUCUGUAACUGGGGGCACUGUGACUGACAUGUGUGCUGUAGGAGGGAGGAGGAUCCUGUUCUCUGCCUGACCUCUAAUUGCUUUGUGACCUCCAGUCCCUUCCCUUGUGGGCCUUGGUCUCUUCACUUGUGACUGUGGCAUUUGGAAUGGAUAUCAGCAGUCUCCUUUCUAGUCCUGCCAUCCCAGAGUAAAAUGACCCACUGGGGGAAAAAAAGGCACAGGAAGUCUGAUCUUAGCAGUCUUUGUACAGUGAUAUGCCCUCAAAACCAAAUGCCAUUGCUUCCUAUUGGGCUGUGGACAGCUACCUGUCCCUCUUCUGUUCCUGCCAUUUACCUUUUAUGAAGAAAUUUAGUACUAUAUGGGACUCUUUACCAGACUCAGGACUCUCUUGAUUGGACAUUUGGGGACCAAGAUGCCCAGUGUUCUCUGCCAGUUGAGAGUGGGACGUGGUCUCUGGACACCAAACUGUGCAGAUGGUCAGGUGCUGUCUUGGCUACAGAGUUAGGGUGUGGUAGAAUACAUUUGACUCAUAGAUAUUUUGACCUCACCUAGGAAUAAGGAUUACUUGCUUCUUUUUAAUGGAAAAAAAAAUUAAGAAGAAGAAUAUGAAAUAUCUGGGCUAAAA